Branchiostoma belcheri (Belcher's lancelet) is the source of this 5851-nucleotide messenger RNA. RefSeq names its product ATP-binding cassette sub-family C member 9-like. Gene Ontology annotation, biological process: potassium ion transport; transmembrane transport. Gene Ontology annotation, cellular component: membrane. The transcript is spliced from 40 exons. The record is from RefSeq and is a predicted model, not a curated record. The coding region runs from base 17 to 4924 and encodes 1635 amino acids. NCBI's taxonomy places the organism in Eukaryota, Metazoa, Chordata, Leptocardii, Amphioxiformes, Branchiostomatidae. Gene Ontology annotation, molecular function: ABC-type transporter activity; ATP binding; ATP hydrolysis activity.
AGAAGCAUAACAGAAGAUGGGCCAGACAGGGUCCCUGUUUUGUGGGCCAGCUUACCUGAACAGCACUGCUACCUCACCAGGACAGCUGCUGCCCAUAAGGAACAGCACAGAAGGACAGCCCAAGGUCAUCACAGCUGACCAGCCGUUUGGCAAUGAAUGCCUAGUGGAUGGCCUGAACCUUAUACCACAUGUAGCCUUCUUACCGCUGGCUGUGCUCUGUGCUGCCCUGUAUGCCAGAUGCUGUCGCCAUGGCAACAGCUACCAGGACAAGAGAGCGUGGGUCUUGUUCCCGGGGCACCACGUGCGAUGGGUGAUCACCUUUGUUCUGCUGUUUGUCACUCUUUGCGAGAUAGGAGAAGGAGUGCUGUCAGACAGUUUCACCCCCGGCCACCACCCCCACCUGUAUGUACCCUGGAUCCUGGCCUUUCCUGCUACCGUACUGGCCGGGGCCUUCUACCAUCAGAUUGAGAUGUCCAACUAUCCCCGCUUGCUUCCCCUCCUGGGCAUCUACAACAUCCUGUCUGUAGUCUUCAAGUUUGACAGACUGCACCAUUUGGUGGGCAGGGGUGUUGGCUUGGGCAGCCUGAGGUUGGACCUGACCAUUGCUUCAAUAAUUCUGUACCUCCUGAUGGUACUGCUGGAGGGAUAUGUGAUGUACAGAAAGCGUUACCUGACCUCCCAUCCAAUCAGUGACCCCGUACCAGACGACCUGCUGCAUGGAGACGUGCGUUACGUGCUUCCGUACGUGACCCUCCCAUCCCGCAUCACACAGUCUUGGCACAACUGGCUGAUGCGUCUUGGGUACAAAGUGCCGCUGCAGUUUCACCACCUGGGAAAACUGCCUCAGGACUACCAUGCCAAACCAGUGUAUCACCACUUCAGAGAGGUUUACGAAAGAGAAAAGGAAAAAGCGGCAAAGAACAAGAAGUCUGUGUCCCUGUGGAAGGUGAUUUUUCUGGCGUUUAGCCGACAGUUCAUGAAGACAGGACUGCUGAAGCUGACCUCUGACAUCUUCACCUUCAUCAACCCCCUGCUGCUGAGGGGCAUCAUCACGGCUGUCAUCGGCGCUGGGCUGGCCGCGGAGGGGGGAACUGCUGUACAGCAGGGUCCUUACCUGGUUAGCCUGGGGGAGUUCCUGGGAAAUGGGUACAUCUUGCUGGUUCUGCUGCUGCUCUGCACACUGCUGAAGUACACGUUUGAACAGAUGUCAGUCUUCCUCAACUUCCAACAAGGAGUCCAGCUCAGGACUGCCAUGCAGACCCUGGUAUACACCAAGAUCCUGCGGCUGUCGUCCUGGGUGCUGGGGAGUGGAAAGGUCACGGCAGGUCAGGUCAUGAACCAUGUCAGUAUGGACGGGAUGAUGCUCAUGUUCUUUGCUGCCCUGUUUCACCACACAUGGUCCAUGGUGCUGCAGACUGUAGCGGGAGCUAUCCUUCUGUACUACCAGCUCGGCUGGAGUGCCCUGAUUGGUGCCAGUAUCAUCCUCUGUAUGCUGCCGGUCAACUACAAGAUCGCCAGACAACUGGAAAUUGUCACCAAGACUAAAUUGGCUGUUUCAGACCAAAGGAUGAAGAGAAUCAAUGAAACUAUCCAGGGCAUCAAACUGCUGAAGCUGUACGGUUGGGAACACAUCUUCUCUGACAACGUCAUCACGGCCAGGAACAAGGAGGUCAAACAGAUGUACAGGAGGGCAUUCUGGGAGAUUCUCACAUUGUUCAUCACACAAGUGACACCCGUAACUGCAACACUCAUUGCCUUUGGAACGUACGAGUUCUUCAGCCACAAACAGCUGACCUCGGCUGACGCCUUCACAGCGCUCUCCCUGUUUAACAUCAUGGCCAUGCCCCUCAUCAUCUUCCCCAUCGUCAUACGUACCAUGACUAACGCCCGCGUUGCCAUUGAGCGGCUCGUACCCUUCCUGGAGUCUGCCGAGGUGGAGGCCAUAGGAGACAUGUCUCGUGUUGAUGUGGACGGGGAAGGGAAGGGUGGAAGGGAUGGAGAGGACAAACACAGGAACACUGAGAGGGACUCACUUCUGAAUGGCCAUGAGCAGAUUGAGCUCACAAAACACACGCCUGUGGAAGGGGAACUGUCUGAUGAUGUAGCCAUUCAGGUUCGAGAUGGGAGUUUCACCUGGGAGUUGGACUCUGAAGUAGCCAAUGUCAGUAACAUCAACCUGUCCAUUCCUAAAGGUAAGCUGACAAUUGUGGUGGGCCAGGUGGGUUGUGGGAAGUCCUCCCUGCUGUCGGCCAUCUUGGGAGAGAUGACAACUCUGUCUGGUCAGGUGGUGUGGAACAAGAAGCAUAACAAGGUUGCCUAUGCUGCCCAGAGACCCUGGCUGCUGAACGCAUCGCUCAGAGACAACGUCAUAUUUGGUCUGCCAUUUGAUCGAUCAAGGUAUCAGCAGGUAAUCACAGCCUGUUGCCUUCAGCCUGACAUUGACAUUCUGCCUGGUGGGGACAUGACGGAAAUAGGAGAGAAGGGCAUUAACCUGAGUGGAGGACAGAAACAGCGAAUCAGCGUAGCUCGGACUCUGUAUGCAAAAACUGACAUCGUCUUCCUGGACGAUCCACUAUCAGCCCUGGAUGCCCAUGUGGGGGGCGACCUGUUUGAGAAAGGCAUUAUGGGACACCUGGUGAGGGAACGUCGGACGGUCGUCCUGGUAACCCACAAGCUGCAGUACCUGGAGCACGCGCACUUCGUUGUUGCCAUGGAUGGUGGGCAAAUCCAGACUACAGGGAGUAUGAGAGAGAUUCGGGAAUCAAACCCUGAACUGUACAACAACUGGAAGGACAUCAUCCUGGAGGGCCACAGGAAGGUGGCAGCAGGGCUGGGGAGGAAGGAACGGGAACGGCUGCUGUCUCACAGCAGUGUGGGGUCUCGCUCGAGCCUGCAGUCCGGGGGAAGCAUGAGUGGCAGUGAUGAUGAAGAGGAGGCGUCAGCGGAGGCAGAGCGGGCUAAGCUGCUGCGUCAGCUGUCACGACAGUUCUCCGCAUACAGCGUAAGGUCAAGGGUCGGGUCAGUGGGGUCAAAGGACAAGGAGGGAGAGGAGGAGGAGCAGGAGGAGGAGGAAGCUGCAAAGGGCAAGCUUGUAAAGCAAGAGGAGCGUAAUGUAGGAGAGGUGGCUCUGACACACUACCUCACCUACGCUGCAGCCUGCGGACUGGUACUGGUGGCAGUCGUGCUGUUCUUACAGGUGAGUAAACAAGGCAUGCAGGUGGGCAUCGACUUCUGGCUGUCCACCUGGUCAUCUGCAAGUACAGUCACUGCCAUGGCAACCACUCCUGUCAUCAACAUGACAGCUGUCAAUCAAACAUGGGGGAACCUCACUCAGCCACCUCCAGGCCUGGACACCAGUUAUUACAUAAACGGCUACACAGCGCUGUCAGUCACAGCCAUCCUGCUGGCUGCUGUCAGCUCCAUCAUCAGUAUGCUGUCCAUGGUGGUGGGAGCCAAGCGCCUGCACGAAGGGAUGGUCAGGAACAUCGUACUUGCUCCUAUGAGGUUCUUUGACACUACCCCUACUGGCCGAGUGCUGAAUCGUAUGUCAGAGGACCAAAGUGUCAUCGACAUUAGGUUGCCGUUUCAGAUGGAGGCUCUGAUCCGGACCUCCCUCAUGGUGACCUCUGCCCUGGUGGUGAACGCCGUUGUCACCCCCUACUUCAUCAUUGGCGCGGUCCCCAUCGUUAUACUGUACUACUUCGUCCAGAAGUUCUUCAGAGCAACGGCAAGAGAACUACAGAGGCUGGACAGCAUCAACAAGUCCCCAGUGUUCGCUCACGUCUCUGAGACAUUAGGGGGACUGUCCACUAUACGUGCCUUCAGAGUUGAGAAGAGAUUUAAAGACAACAUCAUGGAGAAAGUGAACAGGUCCAACACACCGUUCUACUUCCUCACAGCCACCAACUCAUGGGUGGGCCUGAGAAUGGGUUACAUGGGAGGUGUUAUAGUGUUUAUUGCUGGUUUGUCAGCUAUGGUGGCUUCCAUAUUUGGUGCAGUGUCUUCUGGGAUGGUGGGACUGUCCAUAACAUAUGCUCUCAAUCUGCAGCAGUAUUUGCACUGGGUAGUGAGGAAUUACUGUGAAGUUGAGAUGAUGAUGAAUGCAGUGGAGAGGAUCACCUUCUACAGCACCAUUCCUACAGAACAGUACAGGGACAGGCAGAGAGGAAAUGUUGUCCCAGCGGCUGACUGGCCAGCCUGUGGGGAGGUUCGACUGGACAAGAUUUCUGUCCGAUACGACAAAACCCUGGAUCCCGUCCUCCACACUGUCACAGCCUCAUUCAAACCUGGGGAAAAGGUUGGCAUCUGUGGCAGAACAGGCAGCGGGAAAUCUUCCCUCACUCUGGCUCUCUUCAGGAUGAUCGACAUGUUUGAAGGUAAAAUCUGCAUAGAUGGAGUGGACAUCAGCCGUGUGCCCUUGACCCUGCUGAGGUCACGCCUGUCAAUCAUCCCUCAGGACCCCGUGCUGUUCAGUGGUACCAUCAGGUUUAACCUUGAUCCUGAGGAUAAUGUCAGUGACUGGGAGCUGUGGAGGUCACUGGAGAUCGCACAGCUCAAGUCUGUCGUUACUGAGCUGCCAAACCAGCUGGAUGAGAUGGUGACAGAAGGAGGGGAGAAUUUCAGUGUUGGUCAGAGACAGCUGUUCUGUCUAGCCCGAGCGUUUGUCCGGAAGUCACGUAUCCUCAUCAUGGACGAGGCAACAGCAUCUAUCGACAUGGAAACGGAUGCUAUCUUACAAGAUGUGAUCAAGACAGCAUUCAGGGACAGAACAGUUCUCACUAUCGCUCACCGUAUAGCGACGAUCCUGAACUCUGACCGGAUCCUGGUUCUGGACCAGGGGAAGUUGGUGGAGAACGACUCGCCACAAAACCUGCUGAAGAAACCAGACGGCCUGUUCACGGCACUGGUCAAGGCUAAUAAAUAGGGAGGAGGAAGUAAAGCUGCAGUCAAACCUGUACUUGUCUGGUGACAAGUAUCAAGUAUCAAGUGACUACAUCUGCAUAUAGGAUUCCUUGGCCACUGAUAUACAGUCAUAGCCUGAGUGUCAGACUUGUUAGCUUUUGUCCGCUCCCCACCAGAGUGGAUGAAAGCUAGGUUAAACAAGGCUGACACUCAGGCUAAUACAGUUAAAAAUCCUUUACUUGUGACCAACUUUACAUAAUGACUGCCUGGCCACUUAUAUAUAGUCAAACCUGUACUAGUGACCACCUGUGUAUAUUUAGGACUAUCUGGCUACAUUGUGACCACUUUUUGGUGGUCCAGUACAUGUAACUACUUUAGUAUUUUUCCAUCCAUUCAAGCAUAAAAGAACCCUAAUUUUAUUGGCCACCAGACCAAAUGAUUAAUAUGCAAAAGUACACUGAAUAGUCAAUCUUGACAGGUUUGACUAUAUACAAGAAUCUUGUAUAUCUACAGUUAUGUUACAUGUCCCAAGUUAUAGUUUCUAUUUGUUAUUCAGUUUGUUCAUCUGUUAUCACAUUGUUCAUGUUGAUAAUUUAUUAACAAGUGCAACUAUAGCUACAACCACCCAUUCCAACACAUUGCCAGCAUUAUGUGUUAUGCAAAAUCCGGCUGCCAAGAAGAGAUUCUAAAACACUGUACUACAUGACACAAGGCCAGCAAGGAACAAGUUCAUCAGAGAUGGCAGACUUCAUCCCCUUACUCAUACUGUGAGGUACUACUCUCAUCAUGAAAGUGUGAAAGGGAGCAAAGUUGGAAGAAAUCCAACUUUCUAGUUAGUUUGGUUGCAUGAGAUUUCCUUGGAAACAUAAUAUUAUAAAAAGAGAUUACAUUUAUAUUGAAUUAUAAUUGAUGCAGCAUAAAAUUUAUAAGGACCAAAAAGUAACGAAUA